AUGUUUAGAGCCGUGGUUUGGCGAGGCCACCGUUGCCAGAUUGUCUUGAAUCAAGCUGGCAAACAAAUACGUCCAAAUGAACUGGCACCUGGUUACAGUCUGGCCAGCUGCUAUGUAGGAUGUACAAGUAGGAACGCAAGGAUGACUUCCACACGUGCAUGGCCAUCAAGAGCCACCCCUCACCUGGACUCAAUCAAAGCUCGGGGGCUAUACAACAAUGAUGUCAUGAAACAUUUGAAGACUUACAGUAUUAAAGAACUCACAGUCACAAAUGAUGGGACGCUACUGAGAAUACUCUGGGAGGACGACCAUGUUUCACAGUUUCACGCCUCUUGGUUACGUCACAACUGUCAUUGUCCAGAAUGCCGGUUGGAUUACAAUGGGAUGAUUACUGUCAACUUUGAUACGCUCGAUCUGGAUCAGCUCAGAAUUACUGGGGCUUCAGUGGAAGGUGAGGAGGUGCUAACUGUCAGAUGGCAAGAUGGCGGCACGGUUCACGAAGGGCCUCUCCUGCUGGCCUGGCUGAGAGACAACUGCUACUCCGAGCAGGCGGACAAGGAUCGACGAUCCAGAAUCGCCGUGACAUUUUAUGACGAUAAAACUAUCCCGGAUGUCAGCUAUGAUGACAUUAUUGCAUCAGAACGGGGACUGUACAGGUGGCUGUCUCAUCUGAGUGAGCGCGGUAUUUGCCUGGUGACCAACGUUCCCAAACAGACAGGAAUGGUCCAGCAGGUGGCACAGCUGAUAGCACCUAUACAGCACACCAUCUAUGGCGAGACGUUCGAUGUGGUGUCCACACCUAGACCGGUCAACGCCGCAUACUCCCCAGUCAAGCUGGACCUCCACAUGGACCAGGUGCACUACGAAUCUCCACCUGGGCUUCAGUUUCUACACUGUGUCGAGUUUGACCCAGACAUCGUCGGAGGGGACAACACGUUCGCGGACAUACACGAGAUAGCCCACAAACUGAGGGAGGAAACUCCAGAGUUCUUUAACACUUUGUCCCGAGUUCCGGUGACCUUCCAGACGGUGCAUUAUUCCAGGGAAUAUCCGGUGCAUCUGCGAAUACAACGUCCGAUCAUUUCGCUCAAUCACCACAGUGAGAUUGUGUCUGUUUUCUGGCAUCCACUGCUUGUUGGACCCCUACAGGUCCACACAGAUGAUGUGGAGCCGUUCUACAAAGCCUACAAACAUCUCUACACGAUGAUCAACUCCUACAAGUCAAUAUACAAGAUACGUAUGGUUGCUGGUGAUUUAAUUAGCUUCAACAACAGAAGAGUUCUACACGGACGAGCCUCAUACUCUAACCAGAAGGGAACCAGGCACCUACAGGGAACGUAUGUGGAGAUCUCUGAAUUUCAGAGCAGACUCCAGGUCCUGCACAAUAAACUUGGAGAUGGUCGACCAGCCACCAGAUGUGGGAGUUUGGACUGGCAGUGA
Molecule: messenger RNA, 1440 nt
Organism: Candidula unifasciata
Lineage: Eukaryota; Metazoa; Mollusca; Gastropoda; Stylommatophora; Geomitridae
Source: the annotation of a GenBank genome assembly